This is a messenger RNA of Chilo suppressalis (striped riceborer), 2166 nucleotides long. NCBI's taxonomy places the organism in Eukaryota, Metazoa, Arthropoda, Insecta, Lepidoptera, Crambidae. The record is from the annotation of a GenBank genome assembly.
AUGCAUAGAGAACUCAUAGAGAAAGUUACUAUUCUACAGGCAAUGAGCAAUCAUUCUUCUGGUCACAUGUUGAUCACAAAAGCGAACCCGACGCCCGAGCUAACAACUUAUGGCAUCAAACUAGGUUGGAUUCAGGGCGUGUUGAUUCCUUGCCUGCUGAACAUCUGGGGUGUGAUGCUGUUCCUGCGCAUCGCUUGGAUUGUGGCUCAGGCCGGCAUGGGGCUCACCAUAGUUAUCAUUUCCAUUGCCAGCAUGGUGUGCGUCAUCACCACUCUAUCACUCAGCGCUAUUUGCACCAAUGGUGUGGUGCAAGGAGGUGGAGUGUACUACCUGGUGUCGCGAAGUCUUGGUGCGGAGCUUGGAGCGUCCGUGGGCAUCAUAUUCGCGUUCGCAAACGCGGUAGCCGCAAGCAUGAAUACCAUAGGUUUUUGCGAAUCACUGAACGAGCUGCUCAAGUCGCACGGCUUCAAAAUUCUCGGCAACGGCAUUGACGACACCCGCAUCGUGGGCGCCAUAGCUCUUUUCGUAAUGUGCUUCAUCUGCGCUAUCGGUAUGGACUGGGAGUCCAGGGCUCAGAACUUCCUGAUUAUAAUUAUUGUGUUCGCAAUCAUUAAUUAUAUAAUAGGAGCUUUUAUGGGACCGUCUUCUGAUUCAGAAAAGGCACAUGGAUUUUCCGGCAUAAAUAAGUACACCUUUCAACAAAAUUGGCUACCCGAUUUUCGUUACAGCGAAAGCCAGAACCAUAAUUUGAUCAGUGUUUUCGCUAUAUAUUUUCCGGCCGUCACUGGCGUUCAAGCUGGCGCUAACAUAUGCGGGGAUCUUAAAAACCCAGCAACGGCAAUUCCUAAAGGCACGCUGACAGCCCUGGUGAUUUCCGUCAGCAGCUACGUGGUGAUGGCGACGCUGGCCGGCGCGAGCGCGGAACGGGACGCCUCGGGCAACGUGUCGGACUUCUUCAACGGAACACUGGCCGCCUGCAAACCUGACUGCGCGUAUGGCCUGCACAACAGCUAUGAGAUAAUGCAUUUGAUUGCGUUAUGGAGUCCACUGAUUUACGGCGGAUGCUGGGCGGCGACGCUGUCGACGGCGCUGACUAACCUGCUGUCGGUGCCGCGGCUCAUUCAGGCGCUGGGCGUCGACCGCAUCUACCCCGGACUCAUAUUCUUCUCCAAGCCCUACGGCCGCCACGGCGAGCCCUACAGGGGAUACGUGCUCACAUUUUGUAUUUCCUUGCUUUUUCUACUCAUUGCGGACUUGAAUACGAUUGCACCGCUGAUAACCAACUUCUACCUGGCAUCGUAUGCCCUCAUCAACUUUUGCACUUUCCACGCUGGUUUCACCAAGGCAAUUAGUUGGCGUCCCACUUUCCGGUAUUACAAUACUUGGUUGUCGCUGUUUGGAUUCAUCAUCUGCAUAGUGAUCAUGAUCCUUAUGAGCUGGUUGAUGGCACUGAUUACGGUUUUGGUUUUCUUCACGCUUUAUCUGUUGGUGGUGUACAGGAAACCUGACGCCCGUUGGGGCAGCAGCACGGACGCGUACAAGUAUCGCGAGGCGGUGUCGGCGCUGCUGGCGAUGUCCGCGCGCGCGGGCCACGUGAAGGAGUACAGCCCGCGGCCGCUGGUGCUGUGCGGCGCGCCCGCAGCCCGCCGCGCACUGCUCGACCUGGCGGCCAUGCUCACCGCAGACGGCUCCUUCAUGAUCGCGGCCAACAUUACCGAUGAUACUUUGUCAAACGAUGACUCUCUUAAGCAGAGACAUAAAAUGGUAGAAUGGUUACACUCCCACAGAUAUCGAGCGUUCUAUCUGUGCAUAGAAGGCAUGAAUUUGGAAAAUGGUGCCCGAACACUGAUGCAAUGCGCUGGUUUGGGUCGAUUUUCGCCCAAUAUUGUCCUCCUUGGUUACAAGACCGACUGGUGUGAAAGCCCCGGACAGGAUUUAGUAUCUUACGUUGAAAUAAUAAGGUUGGCAUUCGAACGACAGUUUGCAGUGUGCAUAUUCCGUAUGCCGCGCCACUUGCGUGAGUGGCCGGCCGCGGCGUCGGCGCAGGCGGAAUCGCGUGACGCGGCGGAGGCGCGCGCCGUGUUCGCCGUCAUGCACUCCAGCUCGGACUUCCAACUGGACGAAGCUGGUAGGAUAAUUCAAUCAUUUGAGAUUAUUGCACAUUGA